GUUCAGAGUAUAUACUGUAUGAGCCAAAACAGAAAGCUAAACAAACAGAAGAGUCUAAAGACUACAGCUGUGCUGCUAAAUGCUAAUGCCACCCACCAGUGACCAGUCCACAACGGUCAAAACUCAUCAGUAGUCUCUCUGUUCAUUGCCUAACCAGUCUCAUCAUCGUCGUUUGAACAGUCUCAUCAUCAUCGUUCUCCAGCUUUUCCAUUUCCUUAUCCGGUAAUCCGAUGGAGGGUACGAUCCAGUGCUCCGCAAACUACGUCCCUCUGUCUCCGAUAAGCUUCUUGAAAAGGUCGGCUAUGGUGUAUAGAGACGCACCCUCUGUUGUCUAUGGUGACGUCAGAUUCACUUGGGGAGAGACUCUUGACAGGUGCACCAGACUCGCUUCUUCCCUCACCCUCCUCGGUAUUUCUUCUCCUGGGGAUGUGGUUGCUUCAUUAGCCCCCAAUAUUCCAGCAACGUAUGAACUUCACUUUGGAGUUCCAAUGGCUGGUGCAGUGCUUUGCACACUUAAUAUCCGCCACGAUUCUAAAAUGGUUUCGGUACUAUUGAAGCAUUCAAAAGCCAAACUAAUAUUCGUAGAUUACCAACUUCUUGAUGUUGCCAGGGAAGCAAUAGAAAUUCUAUCCAAGACAAGCACCAAUCUUCCUCGUCUAGUUGUAAUCCUGGAGUCUGAUAAAACAUUGACUCCCACCACCGGCAAAACUGUUUCAACGAAUGGAAGCUUGGAAUAUGAGAAGGUUUUAACAAUGGGAAAGCCUGAUUUCGAGAUUAAGUGGCCAAGUGAUGAAUGGGAUCCAAUUUCGCUCAACUACACUUCAGGCACAACAUCAAGCCCAAAAGGAGUUGUUUAUAGCCACAGGGGUGCUUACCUAAAUUCUUUAGCUGCUGUUCUUCUGAAUGAAAUGCCCUCAAUGCCCGUUUAUUUGUGGACCGUUCCGAUGUUUCACUGCAACGGUUGGUGCCUUACUUGGGGUGUUGCGGCCCAAGGUGGCACGAAUAUUUGCCUGAGAAAUGUCUCUGCAAAUGGAAUUUUCAGCUCUAUUUCUCAGCACAAGGUGACCCACAUGGGUGGUGCACCCACGAUUUUGAACAUGAUAGUGAAUGCCCCAGUAAAUGACCGAAAACCCCUUUCACGGAAAGUGGCAGUCAUGACAGGUGCUGCCCCACCACCACCGCAAGUACUUUUUAAGAUGCAAGAGCUAGGGUUUGACGUGACUCACUCGUAUGGUUUGACCGAAACCUAUGGUCCUGGGACCGUUUGCUCUUGGAAGCCAGAGUGGAAUUCCCUCUCACCCAUGGCACAAGCCAAAUUCAAGGCCCGUCAGGGUGUGCAUCAUAUAGGCAUGGAGGAAGUCGAUGUAAAGGAUCCUGUUACCAUGAAAAGUGUCACACCGGAUGCAAAAACAAUGGGCGAGGUUAUGUUCAGAGGCAACACGGUGAUGAACGGAUACCUAAAUGAUACCAAAGCAACACAAGAUGCUUUCAAAGGUGGGUGGUUUCGAAGUGGGGACUUGGGCGUGAAACACCCUGAUGGGUAUAUAGAACUAAAGGAUCGGUCAAAGGACAUUAUCAUAUCAGGAGGAGAGAAUAUAAGCACGAUUGAGGUGGAGUCCGUGUUGUUUAGCCAUCCAGCGGUUCUUGAGGCUGCGGUUGUUGGUAGGCCCGACGAUCACUGGGGGGAAACGCCUUGUGCAUUUGUGAAGUUGAAGGAUGGAUGUAAUGUGAGCAGCGAUGAGAUUAUGAAGUACUGUCGUGAUCUUUUGCCUCAUUACAUGGCUCCGAGGACUGUUGUUUUCGAGGACUUGCCAAAAACAUCAACUGGAAAGACGCAGAAGUUUGUUCUCAGGGGGAAAGCUAAAGCUAUGGGGAGCCUCACAAGGAGGAGCACCAGCAAAUUGUAAAGCUACUUCUUUGGGUUGCUAAAUAUUGAAGUACAUGGCUGUUCAAAGCUCUUGCAUGUUGUAUUGUUUGUCCAGACCUUCUGCUGCCUUUGUCCAUUACCAUAAAAGCAAGAAGUAAAUAAAUUGUUGAUUCGACUGCAGUAAUGAGAAACUUUGGGUCUGAUUCAUGAAUGUGGUCCGGUCGGAAAAUGUUGGGGUCCCAUUCUCCAACAAAUAUCAGUGGGCAUUCUAUAUUCGAGAAGGGCUCAUCAUCCCGGAAGUUGUCAAAGCAUCGCAUUACAAUGCAUCGUUUGAAGGAUUUAAUUGACGUUCUUCAAUUCGAGUGUGAGAAACACAAAGCAAAUCUGGAUUUGAUUAAAGACGCUUUGGAUAUUAUUAUUGCUAGUGAAAAUAAGAAAUCCUUUGCCAAAGGAAAGUAAUGGUGUCCAGAUGGUAGAGUGUGUGCAAAAACCCAGUUUAAUGGAAUCAUUUCCUCUUAUUUUUGUCAA
This is a messenger RNA of Rhododendron vialii, 2395 nucleotides long. RefSeq names its product butanoate--CoA ligase AAE1-like. Bases 231 to 1907 code for a protein of 558 amino acids. NCBI's taxonomy places the organism in Eukaryota, Viridiplantae, Streptophyta, Magnoliopsida, Ericales, Ericaceae. The record is from RefSeq and is a predicted model, not a curated record. The transcript is spliced from 2 exons.